Molecule: messenger RNA, 2523 nt
Organism: Capsicum annuum
Lineage: Eukaryota; Viridiplantae; Streptophyta; Magnoliopsida; Solanales; Solanaceae
Exons: 7
Coding region: 1-2523 (840 amino acids)
Source: RefSeq, a predicted model, not a curated record
AUGCAGGCCGUAGUUGAGAGGUUGAGACAAUUGGAGGGAAACAAAAGAAUGAAGUGUCUCAACUGUGAAGAUUUAUGCAUCCAUCCAGACUUAGAACUGUCGGAGGGGUACAAACCUCCCAAGUUUGAGUUGUACAAUGGGACCGGAGAUCCUAAGGCACAUCUGCGUGUGUACUGUGAAAAACUAGUAGGUAUAGGAAAGAAUGAGAAGAUUCGAAUGAAAUUUGGGUACAAUAUUGAUAAUGCUCCUAGUUGGGCUUACAUGAAGGCGAUGAGGAAGAAACUAAAUGAAUCCUUCUGCGAGUAUGCCAUGAGAUGGAGGGCCAAGGCCGUGAGAGCUCGGCCUUCAGUUGAAGAGCAGCAAAUAAAAAAAUACUUUGUCAAGGCGCAAGAGCCACAAUACCUUGACAAGUUAUUGACAGUUACAGACAAAAGCUUCUCCAAGAAUAUCCGAAUAGGAGAAAUGUUUGAGGAUUAUCUUAAGAAUGGUAGCAUCAUCCGUUUAAGCGCUCCAUCUCAACUGAUUGAUACUAAGGUGAUUCAGUUGAAGGACCCGCAACCCAAAGUCACCAAUAAUCCUCUCCCUGCUCAUGAGGUAAAUAUGCUCGAUGCCGAUGAUGAUGUAGACUUGGAGCAUUCUAUCUGGGUCAUUGAGAAGAAAAACAGUACUCCUAUCAGUAUACAGAAGCAAACGCCAUUUGAAGUCGAGCAAAAAGUUGUAAUACAUGGGGAAAAUGGGCAUCCCAUAUACACCAUUGAAAGAAAAGAAGACCUGGACAGAGAAAUGUUCCAUACCCUUCAGUUAGUGGGGAGCAUCGAAGGAGGGCUGCAUAAUGACGCAUUGUUUGUCUCCUUACAAUAUGAAGGAAGGGUAAUUUCACGUGUGUUGAUUGAUCCAGGUUCAGGGAAACCUCUAAAUACUUUGAGUUAUAUGAGCUGGUUAGGAUACGAAGAGGAUAAAGGUCUCGAUGCCAGAUUGCAAGGAAUAGUUGAUCCUAUUGAAUUUGAGGAGAAGGAGUAUACUUGCGGACUGGGCUAUGGAAUUAAUGCAAAGGCAAGCAAAGGCGGAAACAUAUUUGACUCCGCACUAUUAUUGUAUCAAAUCUUCCAUUCUGCGGGGUUUCUCGAGGAUAGUGAAAAUGAGGCUGAGGAAAUAAUAAAAAUGUUGAAAGGUCUCUUCAUGACAGAAGACACCAUCCUCACUCCCGAAGGCCAAGAUGAGAUUGAAACCAUGAAAGUAGACAUGAUUCUCAAAGAAGAGACUUGGAAAGAUACAAGCAAAAAGAUGAUGAAAGGUUUGGGAGCAAAACUGCAGGAAAUCGUUGAGCCCAUACAGCCGCAGUUUAAGAUGGAUACAUACAGUUUGGGAUACAACCAAAUCACAUUUAAAACUGUUGAAUCUGAGAUUGUGACAUCUAAUGAGACAACACAACAUAAUAUAAGUGAAGUAGAAAAUACAGAGGAAGUGGAAAUCCCCCAGGAAUUUGUCAGUAAGGUUGAAGAUUUCGAAGACAAACCUAAGGCAAACCUUACCGAAUCAGAAAUAGUGAACAUAGGGUCUUCUGAAGACACAAAAGAAACCUGUAAACUCAAAAAAUACAAGCCUGAUCUGAGUUUGAAAAUUAAAGAGAAGAUCUCAAAGCAGAUUGAAGCUGGUAUUCUUCGAGUGACGAAGUAUCCGACUUGGUUGGCCAAUGAUGUGCCCAUCCAUAAGAAAGAUGGAAAGGUUAGAGUUUGUGUAUACUACAGGGGUCUCAACAAAGCCAGUCCAAAAAAUGACUUUCCACUCCCAAACAUUCACAUCUUGAUUGAUAAUUGUGCCAAGCAUGAAAUACCGUCAUUCAUAGAUUGCUUCGCCGGAUAUCAUCAAAUCAAAAUGCACGAGGAUGAUGUUGAGAAAAUGGACUUUAUUACUCCAUGGGGGGUUUACUACUACAAAUUCAUGUCGUUUGGUCUGAAAAAUGCUGGAGCCACAUACAUGAGGGCCAUGACCGCUUUGUUCUAUGAUAUGAUUCACAAGGAGAUUGAAGUCUACGUGGAUUAUGUCAUCAUCAAAUUAAAAAAGGGUACAAGUCAUUUGACAGAUCUGAAAAAAUUCUUUGACAGAUUAAGGAAGUACAAUUUGAAGUUAAACCCAGCAAAAUGUGUCUUUGGAGUCCCUGCUGGAAGGUUACUGGGCUUCAUUGUCAGUCGUAGGGGCAUAGAGUUGGAUCCAGCCAAGAUCAAGGCCAUCCAAGAUCUUACUCUUCCAAAAAUCAAGAAAGAAGUCAUGAGUCUUUUGGGCCAUCUCAACUACAUCAAUCGGUUUAUAGCCCAAUCCGCGGUUAUUUGUGAGCCAAUUUUCAAGCUGUUGAAAAAAGAUGUUGCUGUUGAAUGGACAACAGAGUGUCAACAGUUAUUCGACAGGAUCAAGGAUUAUCUGUUAAAUCCUCCCAUUUUGGUUCCUCCCGAACCUGGUAGGCCAUUGCUAUUGUACUUAUUUGUGAUUAGACAAUGCUUUCGGAUGUAUUUUAGGGCAGCAUGA